AUGUCGACCAACUCCAUCAAGCUGUUGACUGGCAACAGUCACCCGGAGCUUGCCAACCUCGUUGCUGACCGGCUCGGCAUUGAGUUGACCAAGAUUAUGGUCCUGCAAUACUCCAACCAAGAAACCAGUGUCACAAUCGGCGAGAGUGUCCGCGACGAAGAUGUCUUCAUUCUCCAAUCCACGAAACCCGACGAUAUCAACGACGGACUCAUGGAGCUCCUGAUCAUGAUCAACGCCUGCAAGACCGCCUCCGCCCGCCGCAUCACAGCCGUCAUCCCCAACUUCCCAUACGCCCGCCAAGAUAAGAAGGACAAGAGCCGUGCUCCCAUUACCGCCAAACUCAUGGCCAACAUGCUCCAGACCGCCGGCUGCAACCACGUUAUCACCAUGGACCUGCACGCCAGUCAGAUCCAGGGCUUCUUCAACGUCCCCGUCGACAACCUGUACGCUGAGCCCAGUAUGCUCAAGUACAUCCGCGAGAACCUCGAUGUCAGCAACUGUGUCAUCGUCAGCCCGGAUGCCGGUGGUGCUAAGCGUCCGAGGACUAAUCUUGGGGUUUCCGUUAGUGCUACUGCUAUUGCUGAUCGCCUGGACUUGCAAUUCGCACUUAUUCACAAGGAGCGUGCUCGCCCCAAUGAGGUCUCGCGCAUGGUUCUUGUCGGUAACGUCAAGGACAAGGUCGCUAUUAUCGUUGACGAUAUGGCCGACACUUGCGGUACGCUCGCCAAGGCCGCUGAGACUGUUAUGCAGCACGGCGCAACUGAGGUCAACGCCAUUGUCGUGCACGGUAUUCUCUCCGGCAAGGCUAUCGAGAAUUUGAACGGUAGCUGUCUGAAGCGCAUCAUCGUCAGCAACACCGUCCCGCUGGGCGACAAGAUCGAGCGCUGCGAUAAGAUCAAGACGAUUGAUAUCAGCCCUACAUUGGCAGAGGCUUGCCGCCGUACACACAACGGCGAGUCAGUUAGCUUCUUGUUCUCGCACACUGUGGGGUAA
Messenger RNA from Penicillium bovifimosum, 993 nucleotides. Its product is annotated as ribose-phosphate diphosphokinase. The transcript has 5 exons. Gene Ontology annotation, cellular component: cytoplasm; ribose phosphate diphosphokinase complex. Lineage: Eukaryota; Fungi; Ascomycota; Eurotiomycetes; Eurotiales; Aspergillaceae. Gene Ontology annotation, molecular function: magnesium ion binding; ribose phosphate diphosphokinase activity. The record is from RefSeq and is a predicted model, not a curated record. Gene Ontology annotation, biological process: ribonucleoside monophosphate biosynthetic process; 5-phosphoribose 1-diphosphate biosynthetic process; purine nucleotide biosynthetic process. Bases 1 to 993 code for a protein of 330 amino acids.